Molecule: messenger RNA, 1267 nt
Organism: Amoebophrya sp. A25
Lineage: Eukaryota; Dinophyceae; Syndiniales; Amoebophryaceae
Source: the annotation of a GenBank genome assembly
GUUCCCCUUUCCCAUCCAACGGCGAAAGUCGGAACAAGAAGGACGAUGCAAAGCAAUCUCCUUUUACGAAAGGCCUACCAAGGACUACUAUGAUGACAAUCUUAGACAAAAGAUUGGAGGAGUACAGGCAAGACCAAGAAUCCCAAGUACAAAACCUCAACGCCCAGCUACGACAAGCGAAAGAGCAAAAGGAUGAAUUUGAGCGAAAAUUAGAGGAGAUGAGGAAGUUAUGGAUCGCCCUAUGUGCACUACAGGAUGGACAUUUCUCACUACUCACAAUCAACAGAUAAUUGAAUUAACUAGCUGGGUCCUCACAAUCAACAGAUAAUUAAAUUUGCUCCUCUUCAUCAUCAGGAACAACAGGAACAGUCGAGAAACCACUAACAACCCAACAACAAGCUAGACUAGCGGGUAGAACUCGUCAGGGAAAUCUUAGGCAGCUCGCCGAAUAGAUUCAAAUCGUCAGUAGGUCCUUUUCUAACCCAAAGCACCGCAGCGGAGCGUGUAGACGAACUCGGGGAGGAACUAGAGGAGAUGCGUAAAGCUGCUAAGCGUAGAGAGGAGGAAUUUCAUAAAUUGACGAAACAGCUGAAUCACGAGUGGUACACAAAGACGGAAGCUCUUCAACGUUAUGGUAAAGGCUAGUAGUACCAGGAGGCUCUUCUUUUUAAGUAUCUAUAACGAUAACUCACUAAGUGUAGUAGUACCAGGAGGCUCUUUCUUUCUUUUACCUAACGAUAACUCACAGAAUUGGAUAUAUAGCUGUCUCAAGCUCUAAUACGCAGAGAAAAUCUCCGCCUUGCGCAAUCUUGAGUCAGUGCAGAAAAGUGUGGAACAAAAAAUCGCUGACCGCGUCCAAGAACAACUCGGCAAAGCUCAGACAGCCAUCAAGGGGGCUGCCGCACGUGCGGAAAGCGAGCACGUGAGUGAAGUAGCUCGCCUGGAGAGAUUAGUCCGAACUUUGCAAGCGCAACUGCAUGAAGCUAAAGGGAGUAAGCUGUCGUCGUUGAUAAUGGCACAAUCGCUGUCGCCUGGAGGUGGGGGAACGAGUCCUCAGGGCGUACGAGGAAAGGGCGUACGAGGACAGCAACAACAUCUCCAACCAAUAGGUGAACAAGCUAGUAUUUUUGCCGGUGAACAAUUAUGGCUACCGCUGAAGCAUCCUCAUCACCAUCCCUGGCGCUUUCUCUACUUGAAAAAGAAGCCAAGGAUGCGCUGAGGGAUCAUGCCAACAUGUCAGCUCUAAAACAAAUAGGCGGAUCUUCUU